Molecule: messenger RNA, 1104 nt
Organism: Macrosiphum euphorbiae (potato aphid)
Lineage: Eukaryota; Metazoa; Arthropoda; Insecta; Hemiptera; Aphididae
Source: the annotation of a GenBank genome assembly
AUGGCCGAAGUCGUAGAUGACAUAAUUAAAACCUUAAACGGAACAAAUGGUACGGACACGGAAUCUGUAAUAAAAAUAAUACCGGCCACCAUCGAAGGUAUGCUGAUUGCAAACACCAGUUUAGCGGUCAUGUCCUCAGUGCCUAUUUUCUUUGCCUCGUUCCGAUCAGUAGAACUACACAUUAAAAAUAAAAUGAAAAAAGAAAUACCAGAGUCCAUGGCAGAGCCCAUGACAGAGUCUAUGACAGAAAAAGGGGCUAUGAUGUUUCCAGUGACUUCUAUUGGAAAUAUCUUUAUGCUCUACAUCAUUAUUAGUAUAUUUUCUAAGGAACACAUAAAUCUAUUAGUGCCUUUAAUUUUUUAUCUUCUUGGAGUGGCAGCUAUAAGUGGUAUUUUAGGUACUAAAUUCUACACCAUGUUACCAAAAAGUAUACCUAAAACGAAAUACCAACUGCAGAUUACAGAAGGCACUGGUGAAAAAAAAUAUGAUUGGAUAAAUGUAAAAUUUACACUACAUGAUGUGUUAUUUUUUGUAUUGUGUGCAAUAUUAGGAACGUUUUGUAUAAUUAGCAAGCAUUGGAUUGUAAACAAUAUAUUUGGCUUGGUAUUUGCUAUAAAUGGAAUGGAAUUCUUACACUUCAACACCAUUAAAGUUGGAUGUAUCCUCUUAUGUGGUCUAUUUGUCUAUGAUAUAUUCUGGGAGUUUAAUAGCAACAUUAUGGUUACUUUGGCCGAAUCUUUGGAUGGUCCUAUCAAAUUUGUAUUCCCUCAGGAUUUAAUGGAAAAUGGUAUUUUGGAUGCUAAAAACUUUGCUGUGUUGUACUUAGACGAUAUUGUUAUCCCAGGAAUAUUUAUUGCAUUUAUGUUAAGAUUCGAUCAUAGCUUAAAUCGUAAGACAAAUACAUAUUUCAUUGCGACAUUUUUGGCAUAUUUUUUGGGAUUACUUACCGCUGCAUUUGUCAUGCACGUAUAUAAAUCAGAUCAUUCAGCUUUAUUAUACUCGGUACCUGCAUGUUUAAUUACUCCUAUAUUAUUGGCUUUAGUAUGUGGAGAUCUGAAAACUUUAUUCAGUUAUGAAGAUCAUAAAAUGGAACCAGAAAAUUGA